AUGGCAAUUCAGGUUCUUGCCAUUGCGAAUACCUAUGUUCACAGCGUCAUUACGCCAGAACAGUGGCUGAGCAUCCUUCCUGAAUUGCGUUUAUAUCAAUCAAAAAGGAGGGAAUGCUCGAUCUAUUCUCAACUACUUCCAGCGCCUGCUUACAAGCAAUUAUUGAAUUCCGUAUGGAGGGCCACUGAACAAGGCGUUGGGGACAACGAUUUGAAGCGUCUUGUCGACAACUAUAUCGAUCGCGGCAUAAAAUCUGGGCUGAUCAAGACGGAUCAAAAAUACACCAAAGUUCGUAUGCCCACUGUAACAACGCCAAGAACGCGAACGUUUUCAAGUCGACUGGUCAACGAGAACGAAUCCCCACCAGCACCAGCAUGGCGGCGAGGAUACCCGUCAUACCGUAGACUUCCCUCCGGAAAUGUCGAUGUGUGGGUGCCUUGA
This is a messenger RNA of Cooperia oncophora, 441 nucleotides long. Lineage: Eukaryota; Metazoa; Nematoda; Chromadorea; Rhabditida; Trichostrongylidae. The record is from the annotation of a GenBank genome assembly.